AUGGCGGUGGCUACUACCCAGACUAUUACUCGUCAUACGGCAAUGACUACUAUUCAAGUUACGGUAAUUACGGCUAUCCUAACAGCUAUGACUACAAUUAUGGCUAUCCUGGCUACGGUGGCUACGGUGGCUACGGUGGAUACGGCUCCGGUUACAGUGACUAUGGGUACGGCUAUCCCAGCUACAGUGGGUAUGCAUACCCUAGCUAUGGCAACCACGGGUACGCUGGGUACUCUGGGUACGAGUCUUCAGCGUCCAAAGUGAAUGCGGCGGACAGCGGAAAGGAAACUACAACUACGACAACCGAAUCU
This is a messenger RNA of Plasmopara halstedii, 311 nucleotides long. RefSeq lists its product as uncharacterized. Lineage: Eukaryota; Oomycota; Peronosporomycetes; Peronosporales; Peronosporaceae. The record is from RefSeq and is a predicted model, not a curated record.